Molecule: messenger RNA, 1853 nt
Organism: Thrips palmi
Lineage: Eukaryota; Metazoa; Arthropoda; Insecta; Thysanoptera; Thripidae
Exons: 3
Coding region: 219-1553 (444 amino acids)
Molecular function (GO): protein binding
Source: RefSeq, a predicted model, not a curated record
CGUGUGUAAGAAAACUUUUCUAGCGGAUCCGGAAGUGUUCCAUUACCAUGUGAAACUCAGGUCCAUACCAUGGAAUCAAGCUGAUCUUCAUACAAACAAAUUCGUUGUCAUAGAACACUUCAGAGGUCCAACCAGGCCAGUCGCUGUUACGCCAAGAUCCGUGCGGACGGACUCAUCUUGCAGUUCAACCUGAUUCUAUUCAUCGGUACCAGCUGGAAAUGGAGAAAUUUGAGCUGCUGUCCCUGCCGGACGAGGCGCUGCUGGCCGUGCUGGCGCACCUUCCUCCCCGGGAGCUGUUCAACUGCCGGGUGGCCUGCACCCGCCUCCGCGACCUCUGCAUGCACCGCCGCCUCUGGCAGGCUGCCACAGUGUGGGAGAAGGGCGUGCUACGCGCCGCGCUGAACCUCGCGCCGUGCCUCGGCGAGAUCUCCCCCGUGUUCCUCGGGGAAGUGGCCUACCUGGUGCAGGGCACAACCUGCGUGGUGAAUAAGCUGGACCUCAUUGUUGAAAGCGAAAGCGAUGCGGCUUUAGCCACAGUCAUCAUCUUGAAACUCUCUGCUGUUGGGGGGGCUGAGAACCUCUCCUUACAAGUGCGGUGCAGUCCGUCUACUCCGACUCUGCCGACGCUCCUGCGUACGAUCUUGCACCUCAGCGGCAUCCAGAAACUAUUCUUCGCUCGUUGUUUUUACGAGGAUGAGCCGCUGCCAACGCUUUUGUGUGAUUCCGAGCUGAGCUCGUCCCUCACGAAGCUGACUUACUGUUCUCGUUUUGCGGGGCCCUUCCUUCACCAGCUGUUGAGGACUCAUGCAGCCACCCUAGAGGUCGUCCAAAUCUACCGCGCGAGAGACUUCCCAGUGUCCUCGCUGGCCACCAUGCCCAGGCUCCGCGCCUUGACUUGCCAUCUGAUCAGUGACCUCGUUCAGUUAGCCGACCUGCCGAACCUCGAAACUUUCAAUGCGUUCCUAUUCAGGUACCAAUCCGAGACUUUUGAGGAUUUUCCUCCGGGCGCUAUGCAGUUUCUCCGAAAGGCACCGCAUCUGCGGGCUGUCAAGUUUCAAAGCCUAGUCAAGAACAUCGGUCCUGCCCUCUCGGCACUGGCUGAAUCCGCUUCUGCCCCUCAGAUAGAAUCGAUUGCGGGUGUCGCUGGGGCUGCGGAGCACCUCAAGCUGUGGGCCCCCUUGCUGCGCAACUUCACCUCCCUGCGGUCCCUCAGCCUGGACUGCGUGCCGCCGAAAGUCCUUCUCAAGGCCAUCGACCCUUCGUCCCUGCCCAGCCUCACCGAGCUGACGCUGGAGAAGGCCAGGGCCGCGUGCGUGCAUUCCUGGGUGCAUGACCCCGCCGUGCAAGAUGUACUCUCCAGGAACCCUGGCCUGCACGUACGCCAGUUCGGCAUUCAGGACGUCCAAGACUGCAAGUGUGCUUGGUGCUAUUGGGGCUGCCACAGUUUGCUGAAGGGACACACGGCGUUCUCGUCGCACAGCAAGAGGACUGGCUGCCCGAUCGACUGCUUCCAGGUCGCCAGUUGCAGCGGUCCCUCUGCUCUGGCUAGUUAGAGGGCCUUCUAAUAUGGACUCUCGUUUGUUUACUUUAUUCUAACUGCAGGCUUUCCGUUUACUUCAGACUUUAUUCUCGAUGUCCUACCUUCUUACGUUAAAUCUUUGUGACUUGUACUUACAGGUUGUACAGUCUACAUUUUAUAUAGCUGCUUUUUUAGAAGAGGGCACGCAAAGAUUUUUUUCUAUAACAUUUUUUUUUGAAAUCUUGAAGCAACGCUUUUGUUAACAUUAAUUCAUUAUCUGUAAAUGUAUGUUCCUAGUGAUCUUGUGUAAUAAAUUCCACUUUUCAUUCCGCUG